AUGCCUAGUUUACUCACCGGCCCCGUCCAGCUCAGUGAGCAGCAACCCGUCGUGGAUGCUCCCCCAGCGACGUCGUUUUCCUCGCCGACCUCUGCCUCCGCUGAUAAGCCGGUGCAACAAGACGAACUGCACCGGAACGGCCCUGACGGCCCAGACGCGCCUCAAUCACCACAGCUGACUGGCCGGCACCGCGAGCGCGCCGCGGCCAAUGAGAACGGACCGAAGCUCGCCGACGUGUCUAGCGAUCUCUCCUGGUUGGGGCCCCUGAUUGACGGCGGCGUUAACGACUUCGUUUCGCCCUCCACCGUUUCCGCUCCCGCUGCGGACCCUGCGCCUGCGACUGCGCCUGCGCCCAAGCCUGAGCCUAAGCCUGAGCCCAACAACGUCAACAACAGCCCCAAAAUCUCUAACCAAACACCACCCCAGUCCACAAAUAACCACACCGCGUCCCGCCCACAGUCCACCGUCGACGUCACCUCAUCAUCCAACAACCACAUCCCAAUUCACCAGCCACGCAAACCAGCUCCCGGUCUCGCUGCGCGAUUAAAAGCCCUCGGCCUCGGAACCCCAAGGAAAACCUCGCAGUCAUCUGGCUUCAAGGAACGCGACAUUGGCCGCCUGCCUGAGGAGCAGCUCCGACAACUCGACGAGUAUCACAAAGAACGCUCCAGGCAACUCGCCAUAGAACGCAGGGGUCGCCCCUGGAAGGGCGUCGUCCGCAUCCCUUCCAAGGCGAGCCUGAGGUCGGCAAAAUCCAACAAGGACGCUGUCACCCCCGAGGACAUCGUUCCCGGGGACGCCAACGUCCCACUGAUCAAGAUCCUCGACAGCCCGGACGAGGACGACGACUCGGAGCUGCUCACGGAACUCGAGGCUGCCGAACCUCCAGCCAUGGAUACAAACAAGUUCCGUCUACCCGAUCACACCAACGGCAACGGCACCAAGGUUACUUUGGACACGAGAAGGGAACAUCUUGACCGCGAUACAAGACCGCUCCCGUCACCCGAAGACAGCCCGCCACCCGUGCCAGAAAAGGAUACGCCUCCCACCUCCUCACAACCGUUUAACCCUGAUGACUACUUCAAUCCGCUGGGGCUGCAGCGCCCUGGCUCCAUCUACACUAUUUCGCGCGCUUCGUUCGCGCACCAGCUUGCGCAGUUGACCUCGCUGCAGCUGCCGGACGCCGAGUCGCUUGCUGGUAAGGUAGCAGCGAUUCCUACGGCACAGGCGGCUGUGAAAGCGCUGAUAGGUGCCGCCGAACAAAUACGAAGUUGGAUCUAUAAGGCCUCCGAAGUCAUUGCGGGGCUCGAUAGCGAUGAUGACGUCGAGUGGUCCGCAGCCGGCGGCCGCGAGGGCUUGGAGGAGGUGGAGGAUGCAACAACACGGUUCGAGAAGCUGAUAAAUGUCUACGUGACCGCUAUCGAGGAGCUACAAGGUCGCAUGGACAUCGCACACGUUUCUACGGAUGAUCUUACUAGAGCGGUCACGCAGAUGGAGGCCAUCACAGAGGAAUGGACCAACAUACGUACGACGCUCCGUAGCGUUCGCGGCCAGGUCGAGAUCGCCAUGGAGUGGGAAGAGCUCUGGAAUGUGGUACUCGGUGAGAUCCAGACCGAGCUGGACGAGCUGAGUCGCCUGGUCUUCGAAAUGGAGGAACGCCGACACAAGUCAGCCAUGGCGAUUUCAAGUGGUGACGCGGUGGACAUUGGUGACUUGGCAACAAUCGCUGAAGAGACUCCACCGGCAGCAACCCGGGCAAAGGCUGCUGCUAACAAACGCUUCAGUUCGACAGGCUCGCCCGCAAGCCCUACGUCCCCUGGUGGACCCACAAUUUCCCAGGACGACUCCGGUCUUCUCGCGCUGUUUGCCAGGAUGCAGCCGCUAAGGGCAUCGCUAGACUUCCUGCCAAUGCGUUUGUCUGUCUUCGAGGCCCGAGCCGAGAAGUCCUUUCCGAGCGCAUGCGAUGAGCUGGAAAUGCGACGGGAAGAUCUCGACGCCAGCUACAGGAAACUGGAGAAGGAUGCUGAGGGACUGCGCAAGGAGCUUGGAGAAGACAGAUGGGUACUCGUAUUCCGUGGUGCAGCCCGGCAGGCCCAGAAGAUGAUGGAAUCCGUGGAGCGCAGUGUGGCCAGGCUCAGAGAGGCAGUCGACGCACGUAUGCACUUGACGAAUCAGCCCGCCCUGCUAAAGAAGAUUGAGAGCUUUGACGCCAAGAAAACGCACUACGGACCAGCAAUCGACCGCGUCUUGUUCAUUAUUGACAGGGGGGUGAAAGACCGGCUUACGGUCAAUGGCGAGAUCUUGAGGCUGCACGGCGAGAUGCAGGCGAAGUGGGCAGAUCUGAAGAACCAGAUGAAGGAGAUGGACCUCACGCUGGACGAUCUACACGCCGACAAGAGGGGAAACCACCUGCGCGACUCCAUAUCAAGCAUGCUGUCGAACGACGUAGCAUCUACCGUCGGAAGUGGAAUCGAGACUCCCCAAAGCUCUCCACCUUCUUCAGUUAUCAUGUCUGGGCUGGGAAUAGAUACGAGGACACCAGGAAAGUCCAGUGCUACUCGUACACGUCGGUCGUCGAGCAGUGUGAGUGGGCACCUCUUGCAGCCCGGACGACGCUCUGUAUCGGCAACAAACACGCCCAGCAUUCCUCGGAAGCCAGUCUCGAGGCUGUCAACCGUCAGCGGUCUCUCGACACCGAAACGUGAAGGGGCAGCCACCCCUACUACAAACCGGCAUGCGGCCAGCAUACCGAGGCCAGCCACAACGAUGGCCCAACGACCGAAGUGGAAUGCCUACGCCAACGCCAGCAAUGUCGAUACUGGUCACAACUUCAAGCCUCUCACUCUCACCACCCCAAGCCCAUAUGCAAAGACAACACCUAACCCCGUGCGCUCGCACUCAUCCUUAGCUGCUCCUAUUGGGUCCAAGCUCCCUACCAUGCGCAGCCCCUUACGAGCUGAGCCCUCAUCUCCGAGUCAAGACCUCACACCAUCCAAGCCUGCCAGCAAGAUGUCUUUUAGAGACCGCCUGGCUGCACCCGGUCCAUACUCCCAGCAGACGACCUCCAAGUUCCGACCCGAGGGCCCGUCGACUCGUCGCGCAACAUUACAGCCGCCGCCAACCAAUGUUCCCGGGCUGUACCAACGCCCGGCAAGCUCUCUCGCCACUACAAAUCGGCGGACCAGUCUGCUGCCACAGCCUAGGUUCAGGAAGGAAGAGAGUGCGCCUGGUCGGGAAAGCCCCAUGCCGUCCACAUUCGGGUCGAGGCUCGGGCUCAGGAGGGGGAAUAGUACUACCUCGAAUGAUAAGGAUAAGGACAAGGACAAUAAGCCCCGCUGGCGACACUAG
This is a messenger RNA of Diaporthe citri, 3348 nucleotides long. RefSeq lists its product as uncharacterized. The transcript has a single exon. Bases 1 to 3348 code for a protein of 1115 amino acids. Gene Ontology annotation, cellular component: spindle pole body; cell cortex; mating projection tip. Lineage: Eukaryota; Fungi; Ascomycota; Sordariomycetes; Diaporthales; Diaporthaceae. Gene Ontology annotation, biological process: nuclear migration along microtubule; establishment of spindle localization; mitotic spindle orientation checkpoint signaling. The record is from RefSeq and is a predicted model, not a curated record.